Physella acuta is the source of this 6697-nucleotide messenger RNA. Its product is annotated as serine/threonine-protein kinase A-Raf. Gene Ontology annotation, molecular function: ATP binding; MAP kinase kinase kinase activity. The record is from RefSeq and is a predicted model, not a curated record. Gene Ontology annotation, biological process: MAPK cascade; protein phosphorylation. Lineage: Eukaryota; Metazoa; Mollusca; Gastropoda; Physidae.
GUAGGUAAUAUGGCGGUUGUUCAGCAACCAGGUAUGAACGGAGACAUACCGAAUUUUAACAUAAUGUCGAGUGGGGAAGAUGCAAAUAUAUCAGGAAAUCUUCAGGAGGAGAUUGAAAAUAUUCAACGUGUUAUUAAAGCAACACGUAAAAAACUUGAGGCUAUGAAUGAAGAAUUUGGUAAACAUCAGCAUCCACCAUCAAUCUAUGUGCAGGAAUAUGAAGAGCUUGCAAAUAAAAUACACGAGUAUCAACUAAAAGAGCAAAAACUUCAAGAUCAAAUUAGCAUGGGAGGCUAUUCUCCACCUUUAACACCACCUCAUGAAAGAGCAGUACACAUGCAGGAAGAACCUCUCUUAUCCCCAGGACCUCCACUUACCCCAAACAACAGCAAUAAUAACCUUCGAUCACUUUCUGCUGGACAGAGAAGUCCACAGUUAGGACCUCGUUCAGCAAAUGCUCAUAUAAAGGCUUACUUACCUAAUAGCAUGGUUACUACAGUUGUUGCCAAACCAGGAACAACCUUAAAAGAAGGUUUAAUGAAGGCAAUGAAAAGAAGACAGCUAGAUGCAUCAAAAUGUCAAGUAUUUAGACAUAAAACAAGAAUUCAGCUUACAUGGAAUACCGAUAUGGGUGAGCUUGCUGGUCAAGAAGUAUCUGUUGAACUAAUGGAAAUUGAUGAUGAAAACAGCAUCACAAGAUCUAUGCCAAGGGCUGUUGUUUUAUCCCACAAUUAUGGUCGAAAGACUUAUUUUUCGUUGACUUUCUGUGAUAUAUGCCGCAAUCUACUUUUUCAAAGUAUUCGAUGUCAAACUUGUGGAUUGAGGUUUCACCAACGCUGUGAAGAUAAAGUACCGCGCCACUGUCAAGGCGAUUUAGAAAUGUACUUACGUAGCAUGAGGGAUUCAUCUCGUGAACUAGUUCAUCAAUAUGUAUCUGAUAGUCAAGGAACAGGAACACCUAGUAGGAGGCAAGGUCAAUCUUCAUCAAAAGGAGGAGGCCAUGUUAGUCGUUCUCCAGCUCCACAAUUAGGUCAUAGAGAGCGGUCUACAUCCGCACCUAAUGUUUGUGCUAAUAUAGUUGACAGUGGAGAUAUGUCUCAGUCGGAAUAUUUAAGACGCUUUAGAGAUCUUCAGAAUACUCAUGCAAAUAUAUUACCAAGCUAUCGUUAUAGUUUCUAUAAGGACAAACGCCAUGCUAGUGAUAGCAGUGCUUCCUUUACAAAAAAUCCUUCAUUAUCUCAAAACAAAGGUCAGCAGUCUCAGACCCUCACCUUACCCUCACAGUCACCAGCUGGUAGCCCUACUAAAAGUGCUCAUUCCUCUCCAACUAUAGCUACCAAACAUGUUCGCCCUAGAGCCAAAUCUGUGGAAACAGAUCCAGGAAAAAGAAUGCGAGCAAGGAGAGACUCAAAUGAAGAUUGGGAAAUUCCAAAUAGUGAGAUCAUGUAUGACCGUCAAAUUGGCUCAGGCUCAUUUGGAACUGUCUUCAAAGCUCAUUGGCAUGGGCCAGUAGCAGUAAAAAAAUUGAAUGUAACUGAUCCUACUCCUGCUCAAAUGCAAGCUUUCAAAAAUGAAGUUGGUGUACUCAGAAAAACAAGACAUUUAAAUAUUUUAUUGUUUAUGGGUCUGGUAUCUAAACCUCACUUGGCAAUAGUAACACAGUGGUGUGAUGGACAUAGCUUGUAUAAACAUUUACAUGUACAGGAAACGAAAUUUCGCAUGGAUCAGCUUACCAUGAUUGCUAAACAAACUGCGCAGGGAAUGGAUUACCUGCAUGCAAAGUCGAUAAUUCAUCGAGAUCUUAAAUCAAAUAACAUCUUUUUAACGGAAGUGUGUACAGAAAAUAUGACCGUUAAAAUAGGAGACUUUGGCUUAGCUACUGUUAAAACAAGGUGGAGUGGGUCUCAUAUGUUUCAGCAACCUUCAGGGUCUAUAUUAUGGAUGGCACCUGAAGUCAUCAGGAUGAAAGAACAAAAUCCAUAUACAUUCCAAUCUGAUGUUUACGCCUUUGGUGUUGUGUUAUACGAAUUAAUGACUGGGUCCUUACCUUACUCCAAUAUUAACAAUAAGGAUCAAAUUUUAUUUAUGGUGGGCAAAGGCUACUUAAGGCCAGAUUUGUCUCGAUGUCGUACAGACACACCUAAGCAACUUAAGCGAUACAUGCAAGAUUGUCUUCAAUUUGACAGAGAUGACAGACCACUCUUUCCGCAGCUUCUUGCAUCACUAGAAGCAUUAUACUCAUCAAUACCAAAAAUAAAGCGUAGCAAAUCUGAACCUACCAUUCACAGAACAGACUCUUUUGAUUUAGAUUUCAAGCAAAUGUGUGCCUCACCUAAAACUCCUAUAAAUAGUCACUUUACGCCUAAAUUUUUCUUCACCGGUGGAAACUACUAGGCCAGUUUGUACUGACUUUUUAAAAUUCUACAGAACAAUCACAAAUUUUGUGUUUUUUAAAUCUAGAAUGUCAUUUUUGUUGACAUAAUUUAUUCUGGUCUGCAAAAGGCACUGAAUGUGCAUUCACUAGAGCUACUGAAGAAACGGGAAAGCAAGUGCACUUCUAAAAAAAAAACCUGAUCUUUUAGAUCUGAAUCAACUCCAGUACAAUUCUAGUCCAAUUAUAUGAUUUACAAGGAUUUUCAGGUUCUAGUCUAUUUCUGUGUGUUGGUGUGCAUUUCUGCUAAAAAAACAAGCGUUGUAUGUUUCGGAAUAUAUGAUUUGUGUGUAUGAAAUAGUCAAAUCCACAUGAUCUCUGGCUGAAAAUGUAAAUAAGCAUCAGAACCUCGUCAGAGAUAUAUUUAUUAUAAAUAUUAUUGUACAUAAAUACAGGAGUAUUGUUGAUGACCAUCACAUGUCAUAACCAUUUUCAUCCAUUUUGUUAACUUAUAGUAUUUAUCAUUUACUACUAAAAAGUUAUGAACUGGAUAACAUGUAAAGUUACUUUUAGGACCUUUACAACGACUGUGGUUUGGCAGAAGUGUGAAGUCAUUAAUAUAGAUAUCUACCAUGUCUUUCUUUGUUUAUUUUAUCCUCAAGUAAUAUGGAUUUUAAAAAAUUAAUUUAGAUAAAUUAUUUAAUGAACUUCAGUUUUUAUAGUUACCCAAUAAUUUGAAGCAAAUAAUUAAAGCAGCAGUACUUUUAAAAAAAUUUUUGAAAAAAAAUGGGUCUGUUAUUCAAAGAAUUCAUUUAUUUUAAAAAGCUGAUUAUUUGGAAGGAAAAAAAAUUCUUUGGUUAAUAAAACACCCAAUUAUUUAACAACAAUUUUAGGCUAAGUCAGGAAUCAAGUAAGAAAAAAAUGUUUAUUUAAAACCAAUUAAAAACAAAGUCAUGAAUGGAGAAAAGUCAAUGUCAUUUCCAUUAUUUAUUUUUAACAGAACAUGGUUUAUUUAUAUUAUCAGUUAUUAUUGAGAGCUAACAAAAAAGACUUACAGAGGCUUGUAACUAUUUCUGCUUCUUAAAAAUUGGAGCAGAUCUGUGAUAAACAUUGGUGGAUUGGAACCCAUUAAUGAACCUUAUGAUCUCAGUGUAGGUCUGCUUUUUUAUGUUCACUUGGCCAGUCAAAUACUCUUUAAAUUUAAAAAAAAGUACUGUUUGAUUUUCAUAAGAAAAUAAGUCUCAACAAAUUUCUCCCAAUGUAUUUACUAGUGCUUAAAUCUUUCUAUCUUUGGGAGUUGAGCAUUUAAAAUCCAUUAAACAUUUUAAUAAUCUCAGUUUGGUGAGCUGUUUUUAAAUUUGCUACAUUUCUUCAAGUUUUUAAAGCUCUUAGUAAUUAAAAUGCAGUUUAUACUACAACAUUUUGUCUGUUAGCUAAGGGACAUAUUAUUUCACCCCAACUCCAUAAUGAAUCUCCUUUUCUAACUAUGUUUAAUUAGAAAUUAACUACAUGCUGCUUACUAUUUUUGUAUAGAAAAAUAUCAAUAUAGGCAUUGAAGCAUAUAAUUUCUGUGUCAGAAUUGAGUACAAAUCUUUGUCUAUAUGUAUCUUCCUUAAAGUUGUUGAUGAUUAGUUAUUGACAUAAGGCUACUUCAGAUGUGAAUAUGAAAGCCUAAUUUUAAAUAGUCAAGUUCAAGAAUUCCAUCAAAAUUUUAAAUCCUAUUCAGAAAAAUAAAUAUUUAUUCUUUGAUUGGCAGUGGAUAAUAUUUUUUUUAAAUUGUUAGUGUUUUGCUGGCAGAAUUAAACCAUAGAUUCACACAUUGGUCGUUGUCCCAUUCAAUAAGAAGUCACAUUUCUUUCUUACUAAUCUGAUUACAAUAAUGGUUUAACCCUAUUAAAAUAUACUCCUGCAAACCAUAAAAGCAUUGAUUUUUUUUUUCCAACAAACACUAGUUACAUUAAAAUGUGUUUAAUUCUCUUAUGUGAACUAUUAUCUAAUUAGUUCUGUAAUUAUUUCCUAAUAAUUUGUAUAAAUUAUCCUAACUGUUGACUGUUCUAUUCAGUAAUUAGCAGUUUGAUGACUUAUAAUAUCUGCUGGUAAGCAUCAUAUUAAAAUAUAAAAUUUCAGAAUUCAGGAAAAUAAUAGUUUCUAAAAAGUUAUGUUGAUUGUCAGGUUUUUUGUUAUUUUAGAGUAUUGGUGUACUUUUGUGUAUGAUUCUUACUAAAAAAAAAUUGUCUUUUACCAGAUUUUUGUAUUCUAUUUUAAAUGCCAUUUACCUAGUUCUACUUUACAUAUUGCAUUGUUUUAUUUUUUGGGUACACAGGCUGUGACUUAUGUUUUAAGAUAUAUUUCUAUACUUUAAUUUCCUGAUUCAUUGCCAUUAGUAAAUUAUAUUUAUACAAUAAGUGUAGAAAAAAUACAUCAUUCCUUAAUAUCUGUGCUUAGUCCAGAUUUCCUCAUCAUUGGGAUAGGAAAACACCAGAUUAUGAUAGAAUCUAUUUAUACCACUUCACCUUUGUAUUCAUACUGAUAGUUGCUGUAAAGUUUGUGGAUAUUGUUAAUUAUACAUAUCUUAUUGAAUUUUUUUAGUAUUACUGGAUCAUACAGUUGUACACCUUUCCUUCAAAGGGUUGAUGUGAAAGAAAAUUGUAAAAAGUAGAUUGCCUGCAGGGCAAAAAACUAUAAUUUUUUAGUUCUUGUCAGUAUUAUUUUAUUUGCACUGUAGAGAAUCAUUUGAUAAUUCCAAUAAAAUAUUAGAUCUGUCUGCUUGAGAAGAUCUUAAUGGAAAUUUGGUUACAGCUGAUUAACUGAUUGUUAAGCAUAAUAAUAACAAAGGUUCAUGAAAUCUUAUUUAAUGUAAAUAUGGCUAUAUGGCUUGACAAUGAUUGUAUGUCUCAUAAAAAUUUCUUAUGCAUUAUGUAAAUCACAUUUGUACUGAAUAUAUAUGGUAAUAAUUCAUGAAAAGUCUAAUCCUUUGUAAUGUAUAUUAAAAUGAUUUGUAUAAUUAAUGUAUUGUCUAAAAAAAUCCAGGUAAAUUUAAUUUUUUUAAAUUGUGUCACUGUAGUAGCGGGUAACUGGUUUUUGAGUGUGGACACCCAAGCCAGCUGCUAAUCCCUUGUUAAGAUGAUAAAAAGUCACAAGUCUAAAUCUAGUCAAUUUUGAACCAACAAGGGCUACAUUUAAUCUAUAUCUCAUUGUGCUGACAAUUUAUAUAGAUACAAAGGUAAUAGCUUGAAAUACUUGGUCACAAUUCGCAUUUAAAUUGGAUUUGAUUUUCUUACUAAUUAUAUAGAUGUGUAGAACAGAGUAAAGAUCUAUUUGUAAAUAAUUGUUACCUCUGUAAAUAGCAAUGACAGUGUGAGUGUGUAAGUACCAAGCUAUCACAGAGAAGACAAAAACUGUCAAUAUUUCUGUUUUUUCUGCCUUAAUUUAUUGUCAUUUUAACUGAUUGUGCUGCUCUUAUUCUUUCAGUUGAUGUGCUUGAGUCCAAACUUUUUUCUUGGGAUUUUUCUUUUAAGGGGCAACCUUACAAUUCUAACAGUUUUAGAAGUUGGUGCUUAACUUCAUUGGCUUUCUGUCGAUUUCUGUUCCUACACUUAUCCAACUGUUAAAUAAACCUACAUGCAAGGCUUGUAUUCAUAUCUAAAACAAAAUUGUUUAUCUCUGGAUAAUCAACCUGGAAACAAUGCAAUAGAUAUGUAAAGAAGUUUUAAAAGCUUAAUAUUUUACAUGUUGUGGGUCUUGUUCUUCACUUGUCAUUUGAUGGGAGCUGACUUACAAUGUUUAUUAAAGAGAGCUUGUAUUAUUUAACUUUUUUUUGGUCAGGUCCUUCAGGGUGUAAUAGCUUUCCCUUGUGUAAAGCUAUUUGUAGCAUGUUUUUAGUGCUGCAUUGAAAAUGUCUUUAAUUUCAACAAGUAUAAUCUAGCACAACUUUGAUAACCUGACUUUAGAAACUACAACUUACAGCAAGCAGCAAUGCUAAUUAAAAUUAUGCAGUUGAACAUUAAAUACUCCUAUUGUUCCUUCUAUUUCAUAUAAUGAAUAAUUAAUUCAACCUAUAGAAAAUAUUUAAAAAAUGUUUUUUAGGUUAAGUCUCAUUUUAGAAAAAUGUAUAAACCUAUUUAUCCUGUCAGAAAAAAAUUCACAGCUUAAAACUUGUUAGUUUCCAUAAUUCUUAAACUUAAAGUGCUUUUUUGUUGGAUUUUAUAAACACAUGAUGCAUUCAUUGUUCACAUUUCAUCCAUUAAGCUCUAUAUUCUAUGUUUAAAACACCAUAUUUGACGGUGAAUAAAACAUAACUACAAUUAAUAUUGACCUUCUUUUGUC